This is a messenger RNA of Suillus bovinus, 561 nucleotides long. RefSeq lists its product as uncharacterized. The coding region runs from base 1 to 561 and encodes 186 amino acids. The record is from RefSeq and is a predicted model, not a curated record. NCBI's taxonomy places the organism in Eukaryota, Fungi, Basidiomycota, Agaricomycetes, Boletales, Suillaceae. The transcript has a single exon.
AUGUCGGAUCAAGUUGACACCCUCUUGGAAGCAUUCGAUCUUGUUGGCAUCUCAGCAUCAGAGUUCCUUGUUGAAUUGCUAACUAAUCCCCAUUACACCACCCACAAGAAUACAAUCAAUUUAAGAUCAUGCAGCCUGUGCAUCAUCAAGCUUCUCACAGGACACCCAGGAGCUUCUACAGGAGGUGCGCUGAAGUGGGCCGGUGAUAUCAUGAAAUAUAGGUGUGCACUGGAGAUUCAAGAACUAUCAGCAAAGAAAUCUGGCUACCAUUUUUCAGUCUUGCAUGCAUCUGUAGAACAACUUGAAGAAUUUGACAUGGAAGAGUUAGGUGGAGGGAUGCUACAAUGCGCACCAUUCUUGUGGGAUAUGCUUGAUGUCCUUCUUUCGGCAAGGAGAAGUAGCAAUUGGAGAGACUCACACAAAAGUUUGGACAACCAAGGCAAUGAUGAUGAUGACGAAGCUCAGUAUUGGGAGGAAUUGGUGUUACGACUUGGAUGGUAUCUGUUGGCGACGCUCAAACAGAGCAUGUGUCGUCAACGGUCGAGGACGUCCUUGGGCUAG